AGCUUAUGCCAAAGACAGUGCCAGGUUGAAAGCCAUGAAAUGAAUGAAGUUUCCUUUUCACAUUUUCCAUUAACACUGAGAGAGAUAGAAGCUACAUCAAGUGAGUGGCUGCUUGCUAAUCAAUUUGAGGAAAUUAUCUGGAAGUGGGACACUUACAGCAAUAGUAAGGAAAACAGCCUAUUGCAUGUGAUAUCCAAAGCUAAUUCAUCACUAUGCAGGUUACCACAAUGCCUUUCAGUAUUACAGCCACUCAUUAUGAAGCUAAAAAAAUGAAAAGUUGUUUUUUUUAGGCAACAGGCACUUCGAAGAUUUGAAGCGUGCAGCUACAACAUACAUGUAUCAGAAGAGACAUCGAUACGUUAAUCUCAGGGACUGGCACAGCAUGGCCGGUAACACCACAACGAGAAAAGCAGUCAUUAAGCCAUCUAUGCCACGCAUUGUUGGUUGGCAUACAGCAGCCCCACAGAACCACGCUGAAAUAAUAAUGUAUGAGAACCUCCCCUUUGUCUACGGCUGCUACACAUCACCUAAAGUAGCAUUGGUGAGUUUCCUUCGAGCUCUAAAAAUAGUGGACCACUACUCUAAAAAAAAAAAAUCCAUUCUCGGCACAGAUAUUUGCCUCAUGCGGAUGCGGGGAUAACAGAGAAAUGAAGGAGUUUGCAAUCAAGGUGAAUAACAUGUCAUCGGUUGAGUAAUUAUAGGUUUAUGCUUCGUAGGAAUAUAUUGGUGUGUUUCAAGAACUGCUUGCUGUGUUUGCAGAUAUGUGCCACCGUACUCCUGAAUUUAGUUUGCAAAGAGAGGAAAUUUAA
Molecule: messenger RNA, 809 nt
Organism: Porites evermanni
Lineage: Eukaryota; Metazoa; Cnidaria; Anthozoa; Scleractinia; Poritidae
Source: the annotation of a GenBank genome assembly